AUGUCUCUUGCCCACGACCGAAGAGGACAUGUGGUCCUCUGCCACACAUGGGUCCUGGCGAUAUGCUUAUUGCUCCUCAUCCAGCAAACCUCGUCCCAGCUGGUUGGCUGCGACGUCCUUGACUGCAAUGGCGGGGCCAACAACGAAUGUACGCUUGGCAACACCACAAGUUCGUUCAUCGGCACAGCCUCAUUCAACACCAGUCUGUCACCAAGCAAUGCGCCGCUCACCUGGACCGUCGGGGCCUCGUCGUCCAACUCGAACGACAUCACGUUCACGAAGAACUUCUACCUCGGCUACCCUCCGUCGAUGAACCUGGCGAACCCCAGUGGAUUUGCAGGCUGUGCAUUGUUCUUCGAAGGGAUUGCAAGGAGUCUACCGCUCAAUAGCGUCACGGAAUAUGGACCGGUCACAUGCGGCCAGACGCUGCAGGAUGCUUGCGUGAAUGAUCUCCUGUCUCAAGCCAAGAUGCAGGUGCAGACGCUUGGUUCCACAACCAAUCUCGAUAAUCACUCGGUGUGCACUGCUUUACAGACCACCAUGGAGGCAAACCCUCCGCAGUCGUGUCAAACGAUAGCAACGGUCACAUGGGGAACUAUCGUGCCCAAAGAGAUCACCGGUCCUCAAUCCCCGGUUGACGCCCCAAUCGCCCAAACGACCUGCCACCCGUCUUCCAGCGUGUCGAGCGGCACAAAAUACAAUAUCGCCCUGAUCGAAACUCAAACAGUCACCUCGGAAGAUGUGUCAAGUGACAUUGCGCCAUUCUUCUACAGCAUCACGCCCGUGCUGACCGUUUUCUACAACCCGUCUGCUCCUUCGAACGCUCAGGGCAAGGUCUUGCCGGAAGCCCAUCUGACAUGUGUCAAGGUGGUCGAGGACUCGACUUUGGUGCAGCAGAGCAACGGCGCAGGCAUGAUGGGUCUACCAAGGUCCAUGAUGAUCGCCUUGGCCUUGGGCUUGAGUAUCCUCGCCGUGGUUUAA
Molecule: messenger RNA, 981 nt
Organism: Fonsecaea erecta
Lineage: Eukaryota; Fungi; Ascomycota; Eurotiomycetes; Chaetothyriales; Herpotrichiellaceae
Exons: 2
Coding region: 1-981 (326 amino acids)
Source: RefSeq, a predicted model, not a curated record